AUCAGGACGCCCGGCGGCGCCUCCGCCAUGGGCGAGGACGAAAGUUCGAGCAGAAGAGCUCUUUUGAACUUUGUACAAGAGUUGAACCAAACAUGUUUAGAGAUCCAAGAAAGCACUUCUCAGGCGAUCAAAGAGCAGAAAAGGUGGAAUGAGACUGCCACGAAGGAAUUCAACGAGCUGAUGGAGCGUAUGAAGAAUCCCGUGUCGAAAGUCAAGAAUGCAAGAAGAACCCGAAGUUCGGUCCAGGACGUCAAAGUCGAUGAAGACGAGCCAGUGAACGAGCCGAUCGACGACUCUUUGUUGCAUGCGAGCAAUUCAGAUAUCGCAAUCAAAUCCUUCAAUAGUUCGGGUUUUUGCCUUGCUUUCAUGACUCUUCAUUUUUGAAAUAUUUUGCAGAAAAACAACAAUCUGCUGUAGCAAAUGAGAAUGCUGAGAUACGGGGGAUGUCAUACGAGGAUGUUUUUGCAUCACACAAGGCUGUCUUAUCAGAUGAGACUUUAGUUAACGGUGCUCUUCUUGUUGUUGUCGAUAUGUGAUCAUAAUCUGGCUCAAUCUUCUUUCAAAGCGCUAGGCUCUCGCAUUUCCUGUUUGGCUUAGUUUACUGUGUUCCCCAUCCUAUUUUUUCCCUUGCGAACACUCUUUUUGUUGCUUUUUGAUGUCUCACUCUCUUCCUUACUCACUCAAUCACUCACGUCCAUGACCUCUUGCUUGAAUCAUGAUGUAUCUUGAUCACCUGUUUCACUCACUUCGCUUGCUCAAACUGUGUUUCAUUUUUGCUUUCUGUUUAUCUAUGCUUACCCUCUGCCAGCUAUAUUUUUUCAUAUCGUGUCCCGCCAUCAUCGUUUUCUUUUCCCCUUUGUCGUGCUGUUCAUGGAAUGACAGUCAUGUAACAACGUAGUGAUCACAAUUCCACGUUUAUCUGGACGUGUUUCAUCUCAGCGUCAUUACUCCAUCUAAUGUAAAGCCUCUCAGCACUCUGCCGCUUUCAGCAUCUGGAAACAUCGUUUGAAGACACCGUGGAUAUCCUUCUUGAUAGUGCUGUUGGAAUUGAAUUGAUCGCGUGUGUCGAAAAAAUACCUCAUGGAGAGGAAAUUUUGAAACAACGGCUUGUCGGUCUCAUUUCAGGACAACUGAAAGAAUAAAUGAUCAAAUC
Messenger RNA from Guillardia theta CCMP2712, 1153 nucleotides. RefSeq lists its product as hypothetical. NCBI's taxonomy places the organism in Eukaryota, Cryptophyceae, Pyrenomonadales, Geminigeraceae. The transcript has 5 exons. The coding region runs from base 28 to 384 and encodes 118 amino acids. The record is from RefSeq and is a predicted model, not a curated record.